Symbiodinium natans is the source of this 2970-nucleotide messenger RNA. The record is from the annotation of a GenBank genome assembly. NCBI's taxonomy places the organism in Eukaryota, Dinophyceae, Suessiales, Symbiodiniaceae.
AUGCCACCGCCAGUUGAUGCAGUUCCAGGUUGGAGCGCCGCGGACGGGGGCGCAACCGAGGAUGCCGGUGAUGGCGUCGCCCGCACCAGUGUCAGUGCCACAGGCUGCCCGCCCAGUCCGUGCCUCAGUGAUCUUCAGUGCUCAAGCGGUCCAAGGGAGUCCCAAACGCGUGAAGUCCGGUGCCAGCCUUCUCGGGCGGUGGCGCAAAUCUCGUUGAGGUCAUCCUUCCACGAGCCUCCACUGUGCAGUCGCCAGCUGCCACGGCUGCCGCCCCCGGGCUCAGCAAAGGCUCAGCGUGCUCUCCAAAAUGCAACGGGAUGCAACAUUUGCUCAGCUUGCCAAAUCUACACGCCGCUGGUGCGGACGGUCACGGCGCCUGGGACCGGCCCGGAGAUCAGCGCGGCAGAGCGAAGGGCCCGAACGGCUUACGUCCCUCUGCAGGCGUGGAAUUUCCGGGCGGCCAAACCGAAGACACCGCAAAGCGUGACCCAGACCGCGGCAGCCGACACAACUCGGCGGCUGAGCGAGCCGGCGCUCACAGCGAACGAGGAGCUCGUGGAGCACACCGACGCCCUUCCUGGACGACAGGAGCGCCAUGAAAUCCUGGAUCGCCAGGGCAAAUACCGAGCAAACAGACGGGAAGUGCUCGACGUGAAUGAGCUUGCCCUCAUCCAGCGUCGGGUCCCGAAGCCUUGGGAGCUGCAGCAUCCCUUCGCAAAAGAAAUCGAGGAGGACAAGGCUCUUACGUCCGUGGCAAAUGAGAACGGAUCUGGGGGGCAAGGUGGCUUCAAGCAGGUGCAAGAUCAGUUCAUGAGGACCCAUGGGCAGCAGAUCAAGGAGCGGCUCUCCGAGGUUUUCCAUGGGCCGAUCACCAUCAACCGUGCCGAGGUGGGCCGCCCAGCUCAGCAACGAUUUCUGGAUGCAAUGUCCGAGGGCUAUCAACUUCGCCCAACGUUCCACGGCUCGAAUGCUUCGAACUAUAGCUCGAUCUGCUCGCGUGGGUUGCUGAUUCCCGGCCGGGGCAACGAGCUCAAAGUGGUCAACGGCUCCGUGCAUGGCAAGGGGAUUUAUACCGCGACCCUCGAGAAUCCCAGGCUCUCGGCAGGCUUCUGCAGUGAUCCCAAGAUGCUCGUCUGUGGUGUCCUAGACGAUUCCCGAGCCGUUGCACAAAACAGGAAUCUGGUCGGAUAUGCCGGAUAUGCAGUCAAAGCUGAGUCACAUGCCAUCAAGCACGUGGGGGACGCCGUCGUCGUCUUCGAUGAGCGGCGCGUCGUUCCGUUGUUGCAGGCCUCGGCCGCUGGCUUUCAGCACCGGCGAUAUACAGCUGCACCUCCAGCUGCUGCAGGCACAGCUGCAGUCCAAGUCUUGGGCAACUGGGCGCCAAAGAAAGCGGCGGCAAGCUACAAUCCCAAUCAGGUGCAGUGCAACACGGGUACGAUCGCGAAAGGAACGCACCAGGUCUACCAUGUGCGCACGGAAGAAGCAGUCGAGAGCACUUCAGAGAAGAUUGCACGCGGCACCACAGAGGACACGCGACGAGGAGGUACACAGGUUGGUGACAACAGAAAGUGCACCCAAGACUGCCCGAGACCCCCAUUUUGCAAGGGAGAUCCCAGAUCCAUGGCUGGCCGUGCCGCUGCCGAGCGUGCGCAGAGCCUGUCGCUGGGCAGGGUGUUGCUCGCCAUCCCCUCCAAGAAACUUGACCAGCACCUGACCAAUGCCGAUUUUUCCCUAGAGGCUGAGACGAUGUCUUCGGUGGAGCACCUUUCCCUAAGAGUCACCGGUGUCCCGUGCUUUCUCCUACGCUCUUUGGCUCUUUGGCAUGUCCUUCUCGUCUCCUUGACUCUCGUGGUCCAGUGGGUCGCCUUCGACGGGUCCGGGCGGGAGGUUUUCGGGAGCAUUGCCAUACUGACGACCCGCAUCGCCGUGCCGUUGUCCGGCGUCCGCGCGGGAUCAGUGCAGGAAGACCCUCCGCGAGAUGAAGUCGCAGAAGGCCAGCCGGGUCACGACACGUUGCUGGGACUUGGGAAAGUGAUGUCGGCCAGCAUGAAACUAGGCAGGCCAGAGAUGCUGAAGGAGAAGGCCGGCAGUGGCGGACCUGCAGGAGCUGCGGCCGUCACCGCUUUCUUGCAGGGCGAAGCGCAAAAGGCUUUCACCCGGAAGCUGGAAGAGAUCGAGUCCACUGGGCCAGGACUGACAGCGAUGGUCACACGGCAAGUGCUGCUAAUGCAGCUGGACCAGUUCUGGCAGCAGCACCUGAAGAACAUGGAUUUUAUGAAGACCGGCGUCACUUUGCGAGCCUACGGUCAGAAAAACCCGCUGACCGAGUACAAGCUCGAGGGCUACCAGGUCUUCCUGAAGAUGAUGUCGAAGAUCAGGCGCAACGCUUUGUACAACAUCUUCCUGUUCCAGCCGCGGAAGCUGACGCCCAUGACUCGCGAUCGCGUCAAGUCGAUGAUCCCGAAUCGCGAGACGCGCCGGAAGCAGAUGGAAGAACUGAAGAAGUCAGAGGCGUAUCAGCUGGAGAAAGAAGCUCGAGGCGUUGUCCAGGAGAAGGGUUCUGCAGCGCGCAGCAUGAAUCUGGCCAGGCUUUCACUCAACAUCCGCCAAGUCUUAGAAGCCCGAGAAGGCCUCGGCGAGCUUGCCUUGGCCUCUUUCUCUGAGCUGAAGGAGACCUUCGCACGGUCGGGCCUCCUCACGCUCGGAGAUCAGCUCGUCUGGGCCCAGGCCUGCAGCGAGUUUGAAUUGCUGGAGGACGAGGUUGAAGGAGAGAUUUACAUUGGCCUCGUGGGUCUGGGACCCGGGCAGAGCUGGGAACGGGAUUCGCGCAAUGAGAUGGUUCCUCAGCUCGGGUUACGUUUCUGCGCGAAAGGUUGGGACAGCGCGAUCCUGUGCAACAUACACAUUGUCUGCAUCCCCCGAACCACGGCGCUUCUCUCGAAGGCUUUGCAAAGCUCCUCUCUGCUCUGA